Molecule: messenger RNA, 753 nt
Organism: Salvelinus fontinalis (brook trout)
Lineage: Eukaryota; Metazoa; Chordata; Actinopteri; Salmoniformes; Salmonidae
Exons: 3
Coding region: 1-753 (250 amino acids)
Source: RefSeq, a predicted model, not a curated record
AUGGUAGGACAGAGUUCCUGGGCGCCAGUGUCCCUCAAGGCCAGAACCGUCCCAAAAGUCUGCCCCAACCCUUACAACUACGAAGGAUCCAACCCUUACCACUACCAAGGCCCCAGGCACCAACCGUCACCACUACAAAGGCCCCAGACCCCAAACCUCACCACAACCAAGUCCCCAGACCCCAACCCUCACCACUACCAAGGCCCCAACCCUUACCACUACAAAGGCCCCAGGCCCCAACCCUCACCACUACCAAGGCCCCAGACCCCAACCCUCACCACUACCAAGGCCCCAGGCCCCAACCCUUACCACUCCCUAAGACCUGAGACCCCAGGCCCCAACCGUUACCACUACCAAGGCCCCAGGCCCCAACCCUUACCACUACCAAUGCCCCAGGCCCCAACCCUCACCACUACCAAGGCCCCAGGCCCCAACCCUCACUACUACCAAGGCCCCAACCCUUACCAUUACCAAGGCCCCAGGCCCCAACCCUUACCACUACCAAUGCCCCAGGCCCCAACCCUCACUACUACCAAGGCCCCAACCCUUACCAUUACCAAGGCCCCAGGCCACAAUCCUCACCACGACAAAGAAUCCAAGCCCAACCCGCACCACUACAAAGGCCCCAAGCCAAAACCCACUGUGAAGGCUCCAAACCUGACCCCUACGAAGGUCCCAGCCCUCGCCACCACAAAGACCCCAACCCUCACCCCUAUGAAGGUCCCAGCCCUCACCACUCCAAAGGUAGUGUGA